Apis dorsata (giant honeybee) is the source of this 6018-nucleotide messenger RNA. It is a transcript of the gene Sur, whose product is annotated as ATP-binding cassette sub-family C member Sur. Lineage: Eukaryota; Metazoa; Arthropoda; Insecta; Hymenoptera; Apidae. Gene Ontology annotation, biological process: transmembrane transport. The transcript has 31 exons. Gene Ontology annotation, cellular component: membrane. Bases 391 to 5634 code for a protein of 1747 amino acids. The record is from RefSeq and is a predicted model, not a curated record. Gene Ontology annotation, molecular function: ATP binding; ABC-type transporter activity; ATP hydrolysis activity.
GGCAAAAUUUCACAAAAAUUUAACACAACACUUACUUAUCUAGUCUUCAAUUACUUCAAUAUAAAAGUCGAUUCGACAAAAAUUCAAUCUCAAAAUUAAUCUCUCAGCGUUUCAUUAAAAAGCAUCAUCAACAUAAUACGAGUGCCUACAAGUUAAAACUGCAACAUCGAGAAUUUUAAAGAAACGAACUCGUGAAUCGGGAGACGAAAAAAGUGAAGUUGCAAGUUCAGAAGCAAACUGUCUCACGAGAAAACGGUGAAUAAAUCAUCUGUGACAUAACAGAAACGCGAUGGCAAUAGAGUCACCGUAUAAAUUAUAAUAACGAGUCGCGUCGAGGAAUUCCAACUGGGAGCACGUAAAUGAUAAAAAAUUCAUAGAAUUUUAUUAAAAAUGGAUUUCUGUAAGAGAUACAAAUUUCUACAAAUUUUACCCACGAGACGUGUCGUGUGGUCCUGGAAAACGGAAAACGGUACGAAUAUCCAGUUCACCGAGAAGGAGACCAUCGAAGAAUGCCUCGUAGAACUCGUCAACAUCUGGAUUUCGACGAUCACGAUUUUUAUUGCGUUGAUCAUCGUUCUGAAGUAUAAAUACAGUAAACAGAAAGAAUGCAGAAGACUUUUGCCAUUUCAUACAACUAGAACGCUGUUAUGUAUGACGAUGUUAGUGGUUCUUUUCUUGGAAUUAUGCGAGUCUUUUCUAACAUGGAUUUCUUGCUCUUCUAUCAUUACGAUAGUAGCUAUCCUUUACUGCUGGAUCCUGCAUCGAAACACCGAAGUUAAGGAUGGUUUUGGCGUUGCUUACACUACUGGAAUAUUCGCUACGAUUGGUUUAUCACGAGCAUGGAAAUUCACGUAUCUUUAUAGAUAUGGUCUAUCUAUUUUACACGUUCGAUAUACAACUACAGCGAUCACCGCUAUUUUCUGCGGUCUCUUUGCUAUUUUGGAUUCUUAUACGUUGUAUCUUAUAACAAGAAGAAGGAGAAGAUACUUGAUCGAACGAGAGACACGAGGAAAAAUCAUGUAUAAACACACGAAGGCAUCAUUUUUCAACAAAAUCACUUUUCAGUGGAUGAUAAACUUGUUAUCCAAAGGAUACAAAAGAUAUCUGGACAUUCACGAUCUUGGUCAACUUCCGGAGGAAGAAAGUACUAGGAAACAAUUUGGAAAAUUUCGAAAAGUAUACGAGGAGCAUAGGAAAAGAAACAAAAAAUUAUGUCUUUGGAAAUGUUUUUGGAAGAAGAUAUGGCAUCCCUUUGUCAUUGGAGGAUUGUUAAAGUUAUUGGGAGAUGCUACAACCCUUGUAGGACCAUUAUCUAUUUCUAAAAUCCUGAACUUUGUUUCUAUCUCUCAAAAUAAGACAAUAACUUCUCAAUACUCUAUGGUUGUCAUGACAUUUCCAGAAAUCUUAGAAAAUGGCUAUUUUUUGGGCUUAUUGAUAUUGUUCUUUUCUUUAUUACAAGGGACUCUAAGUCAAGCUUCCACUCAUAUUCUCUGCGUUGAAGGAAUUCGCUUGAAAACAGCUCUUCAGGCGCUAUUAUACGAUAAAGCUUUACGUUUGUGCUCUUGGAGCAUCGACGAAGAAGAUAACUUGCCAGACAAGGAGAAAGAACAGAAUAAACUCCAGCAAUCUGCUGAUAUUGGAACUUUGACUAAUUUGAUAUCAGAAGAUGUUUACAAUGUGAUGAGUUUUUUAUGGAUUGGACAUUAUACGUGGGCCAUUCCAUUAAAGAUUACUGCUAUUAUCUUUUUUCUUUACACAAAAUUGGGCGUCAGUGCAAUCAUUGGAGCAGUUUGUUGCAUAUUAAUAGUGACACCUUUACAAUUGGUACUUGGUAAAAAAAUGUCGGAAAAUUCUAAAUUGGUUGCUAAAAACAGUGAUAGUAGAUUACGUUUAAUCAAUGAAAUCUUCCAAGGAAUGAGAUUGGUGAAACUUAGAGCUUGGGAAAAUAUUUUUGAAGAAAAAAUAAGAAAAACGAGAGACAAUGAGCUGAAGAUGUUGGAUAAAGAGUCUUUCUACUGGACUCUUAUUAAUUUCCUCAUCCAUGCUUCUUCGGUUCUAAUGACACUUUUCACUUUUGCCGCUUAUUUUUGGCUAGAAGAUCAAACUCUUGAUGCAGGAAAGGUUUUUGCAAGCUUAGCAUUAUUCUCACAGUUGACUGUUCCUCUUCUCAUCUUUCCAGUAAUGAUCCCUAUCAUUAUCAACGCUAUGAUUUCCACGAAAAGAAUAGAGGAAUUUCUUCAACUUCCAGAAAUUGACAAUGUCUUGCCCGAUUUUGUUGAUAGAAAGUCAGAAAUUGCUGAGAGUAUACCGUCACAGACUAAUUCCAUCGACGAAUCCAUUAUGGAAACAACGAAGACACUCAAUACUCCUACAUUUGGAUCAUUGGAUAACAUCAAAGAAGAUGAGGAGAAUAGACAAUCGUGUGGCUUGAAAGAUUACGAAUUGAAUAUAAAUUCUUCUAUAGAUACAGUUUUUGAAAAAGAUCCGGAAAUGCCAAUACUCACAAUGAAAGGCUGCAAAUUUUCCUGGGGUACAGAGGAAAGUCUGUUGUCCAUCGAUGAUCUUAGCUUUCCAUGUGGUCAGUUAACUUUAAUCGUUGGUAAAACAGGAAGUGGAAAAACUUCUUUGCUGCUAGGAAUGUUGGGAGAAAUCCAAAGGACAGCAGGAUCCAUUGAAUGGGCUAAAGACUCCAAAGUCGCAUAUGUGGCACAGAAACCCUGGCUUCAAAAUGCAACUUUGAGAGACAACAUUCUUUUUGGAUCGCCGUACAAAAUGAAAAAAUAUAAAAACGUGUUGAAAGCUUGUGCUCUUCAACCGGAUGUCGAAAUACUUCCUGGCCAUGAUUUCACGCGAAUUGGUGAAAAGGGAAUAAACUUAAGUGGAGGCCAAAAACAGAGAGUGACUAUAGCCAGAGCGUUUUACAGCGACGCAGACAUUAUUAUAAUGGAUGAUCCAUUAUCUGCACUGGAUCAUCAAGUUGGGCAACAGAUCUUCGAUCAAGGAAUUCGAAAACUAUUACUCAGAAGUGGGCGCACUGUGAUCAUGGUUACUCAUCAACUGGAAUUUUUAUCCAUUGCUCAUCAAGUUGUCGUCAUGGAUGGAUGUCGGAUCCGAACAAUAGGAACGAAAUCAGCGAUCGAGGAUUUUGAUCCAGAAUUAGCAAUCGAGUGGAGGAAAACGGAAACGAAAGAAGAGGAUGGAUAUAAUCGUGUUCAUAGAACUGCAAAAGAUAGAUGGUCUUUAAUUAAAUUGAUAUCCAGAAUCGGUAACAAUGCGAAGAAUAAAUCUGGGGAUAAAUCAUGGAUCACUGAUCAAGAUGCUCAUGUGAACUCAGGAUUCGUACCAUUAAGAAUGAGAAGAACUACUCUUUCCGGAUCAAGAUACUUGGCUCAUGAUUUGACAGAUCUUCCAGUAUCUACAGAAGAAUGGAAUGUCGAGAAAAAGCGAUUCAAACCGCACCGAAAUGCUGUUAGAUCUUCCAGUCUUCAACCUGAAAGACAACCACCUCCUGUUUUACGACAAAACAGUACUCCGACAAUUCUUGAGAGUCAAUAUAUUGUAUCCAGGAAAAGAAAUAAUACUUUUGAUAAUGGACAACGUAACAAUGUUUUCAGGCAAAUAUUUUCUAGUGGAAUAAUUAGUCCACAUCCUGAUGAAAUAACAUUGAAUAGAGACAAAAGCGUUCUACAAAAAUUGAUACCAUCUAAUUCUAACAGACAAAUGCAAUACAAUGUUAAAAAAACUUGUCAUGAUCAAGAAAAUGAACAUUUUCCUGUGAAACGAUUGUUAAUAGAAUCAAAAGGAACUAAAGAAUCUACUGACAUUGAAGAAAAAGACUAUGAUACAAAGGAAUUAGAAAAACAGUUUCAAUGCCAGAAAGAUAGCAGAACAAUCACUAGAACAAUCUUUUAUGAUUACAUAAAGGCUGGAGGUUGGAUACCUAGUUUAAUUUAUAUAACAAUAGCGAUUUUCUGUCAGAUUCUUCGUGUUUUCAUCGACUACUGGUUAAGCCAAUGGACAGAUGAAGAUUUCAUUCAAGAAAAUUAUGAUACGGUUUUCUAUUUUAAAGUUUACAUCAUUCUUUCCAUUAUUUUUAUAUUAUUCUCUAUCAUAUGCAAUGCAACUGGUCAAUGGACAGGUGCAAGAGCAAGAAGAAAAUUGCAUGAAGAAGCUGUAUCCAGACUUCUAAGAGUGCCAAUGUCGUUUUUCGAUUCCAAUCCCGUGGGAAAAAUAUUAAACAGAUUUAGCACAGAUAUAGGCGUCAUUGAUAAGAAAAUAUCCAUGUCGAUCCAACGAUUGAUGUUCUUCUUUCUUCUCUGCGGUUCAGCGAUGAUUGUGAAUGUUAUUAUCUCACCAUGGUUCUUCAUUUUCGCUGUACCCAUAUGCACAGUUUACUAUCUGAUUCAAAAAUUUUACAGGCGUAGUGCCAAACAUUUACAAAGAUUAGACGGCAGUACCAGAUGGCCGAUCACUACUCACUUUUCCGAAACACUUUGUGGAUUAGCAACGAUAAGAGCUUCAAAGCAAGAGAAUCGCUUCAUGGAGGAGGCUAUAAAGUGUCUGGACAUCAACACAAACGCGUUUCUUCUUCUAAAUUCCAGCAGUCGAUGGUUAGGCAUCGUUCUGGAUUACCUAGGUGCUAUAAUAGUGAGCUCUGCGAUAUUUGUAAUGUUAAUUUCCGCUAAAUUGUAUCCACAUAUCACGCCUGCUCUAGUUGGCCUGGCAAUUAAUUAUACCCUACUAGUGCCAAUUUAUUUAAAUUGGGUGGUGAAAUUUAUCGCGGAGACAGAGAUAUAUUUUGGUAGUGUUGCUCGAAUCUCCACUUACAGAUAUGCCCCUGUGGAAAAUUAUCAAGAUGGCUUUCAUAUAUCUAAAAAUUGGCCCAACAAAGGUGAAAUUAUUUUUGAAAAUGUUUCUCUGAGAUACGCUUCUCAAAAUCAAUCAGUGAUCUCGAAUUUUUCUCUGAAGAUUCCAGCCGGUCAAAAAAUUGGAAUUUGCGGGAGAACCGGAAGCGGGAAAUCCUCUACAGUGAUGGCACUGUUUCGAUUACUAGAUAUCACUCAAGGUCGCGUAUUGAUCGAUGGAAUAGACGUCCGACAAAUUCCUUUGAAAAUCCUUCGUUCGAGACUUUCAGUAAUUCCUCAGGAUGUAAUCAUGUUUAGUGGAACCAUUAGAGAAAAUUUGGAUCCUCUAUCGGAAUACGAAGAUCGAGAACUAUGGAACGUGUUGGAAAUAGCACAGAUCAAAAAUGUUGUAGCUUCACAUUCUGAAGGUCUUAAUUUCGAGGUAAAAGAAGGAGGCGAGAAUUUUUCUUCCGGUCAAUUGCAGCUGCUCUGUAUGGCGCGAGCGAUACUCCGCAAGUCCUCGAUUAUCGUCCUCGAUGAAGCAACCAGUGCGCUCGACGCCUCCACGGAAAAAAGCCUCUUGAAAGCAAUUUCAACCGAUUUCGAGAACAAAACAGUGAUCAUUAUCGCGCAUCGUGUGUCCGCGUUACUCGAUUGCGAUCGAGUAAUCGUGCUCCACGAUGGAAAGAUCGUCGAAGAUGGAUCACCGGUAGAUCUGACACGACGACAAGAUGGUUUCUUCGCGAAUAUGUUAAAAUCCAACGAGGAGAAUGAAACGAACGAUUGUUGAUGAAAAUAGAUAAAAAAAAAAUAAUAAGAUGGAUUCGAUUAAAAAACUGUAACACAAGAAUGUAUUUAAUAUGUUCGAUGAUCACAUAGUAUUUAUUUUUGAUAUGGAUGAUAAAUUAGGAAUUUCUGAAAUGUAUUUUUGUAAAUACAUUAAAAAUGCAUUAAAAUGAUCGUUGAUCGAUCUGACACAUUUCGUUUAUACGCUGAUCAUAGGCAAUGAAAUUGCGUUGCAUAUUAAAACCUCAUCAUCAUAGAUAAAAGAUAAUAUAAAUUGAGAAUUUUUCUCUUUUAAUCCAUGUGACAAGAAAAUUAUGUAAAUUUUGUACUUAAAACUCAGACUAAUCGAAGUCUAUUCUUUUUUAAAUAAAAAAAUCAUUCACUUUAC